Molecule: messenger RNA, 1445 nt
Organism: Erigeron canadensis
Lineage: Eukaryota; Viridiplantae; Streptophyta; Magnoliopsida; Asterales; Asteraceae
Product: AT-hook motif nuclear-localized protein 5-like
Exons: 5
Coding region: 234-1178 (314 amino acids)
Molecular function (GO): minor groove of adenine-thymine-rich DNA binding
Source: RefSeq, a predicted model, not a curated record
AUUUAUUUUCAUAAAGCUUCAAUCUUUUAAAAUUUCUUCAAGUUUUUCUGUAUUUUCUUGAUUCUUGUGAUGUUUUCUUACAACCCCAUGUAAAAAUCUUGAAAAAAUUUGCAUCUUUUUUGGUUUAUUUUUGUGGGUUUUUAAUAUAUCAUUUAGUGUUGAAAUUUCUUGAAAUUUUAACAAAAAAAAAAAGUUUUUUUUUUCUAGGGGUGAAAAAUCUAGGUGGUGAAUGCAUGGAUCAUAGAAGGGAAGAAAUGGCAUCUUUCUACCUCAAUAGAGAAAGGGUUCAAAGAGGUGGGCUACAUGGCCCACCUGCUUUCAAGGCCCAUUCAAACCCUAAGAUGACUCAUGGUCAUGGUCUAGUAGUAACCAAAGUGGAACUCCCCAAAUCAUCUAAAAGUUACAUUAACUUUAGUGGUAGUGGUAGUAGUAGGGGUAGUUUGAGUGGGAGUGAUUCUCUUGGGAAGAAAAAGAGAGGCAGGCCUAGGAAGUAUACACCAGAUGAGUCACAAUCACAACCUGAUAUCAAGUUAAUAGGUGUCCCAUUUUCGGGUUUUUUUAGCCCGAAAAAGAACAGAGGGAGACCUCCUGGUAGUGGAUGGAAACAAAGACUUGCUAAUGUUGGUGAAUGGAUGAACAAUUCAGCAGGGUUGGCUUUUACACCUCACAUCAUCCAUGUACCAGUCGGAGAGGAUGUUGCCGAAAAGAUAUUAUCUUUUGCACGACAAAGGCCGAGGGCUCUAUGCAUCUUGUCAGGCAACGGAUCUGUUUCUGCAGUGACACUAAGUCAGUUUUCAUCUAAUGAGAGCACUGUGACCUAUGAGGGCCGAUUUCAGAUAUUAUGCUUAUCAGGUUCUUAUCUGCCUUCUGAAAAUGGUGGGGCCCAAAACCGGACAGGUGGUCUUAGUAUCUCAGUUUCUAGCAGUGAUGGUAAUGUCUUUGGAGGCGCCAUUGGUGGUAGUGUUGUCGCAUCCAGCUUAGUUCAGGUUGUGGUAUGUAGUUUUGUGUAUGGUGGUAAUAAUGUGAAAACAAAUACCAAAUCGGAAGCACCCUCAGCAGACAAGAAGAGUUCUGAUAUUCAGCUGAAUGAGGCUAGACCGAUAGCGGUUCCUUGGGAACCAGAUUCACCAGACAGACUGAGAAACUCACCUACUGAAAUUGACCUAACCCAUGGAUGAUAUAUUAUUAUCAGAAUGGUUGAUGUUUCUGUAUAGGUGUGUUGUAAAUGAAUGGUGCAGAGAACUACAAGAAAGAGAGAUCAUAAUUAUGCCCUCUGUAAUUUUUCCUUAUUUGUAGAUUAUAGAUGGGUUGGGCUAACUUAUCUGUAACCAGUGUCAACCAUAACGAAUUAGGAGAUUUUCUAGUUUCAGUGAUAGCCUACUCUUGAGAUGUGAUAAUGAAAAACCAAGGUUUUCUCAGCUAAUUUGAUGCAAGAUUCUGUUUAA